AUGGAACAAGGAAACUUUUUAAGAAAGGCACUCCAGCAAGCUGAUGGGCCGAGCAUGGGACUCUGGCAGAUGGUGCCUGGCGCCAAUGUGUCUCGUGCCCUCGCUCGCGUGCCAGGCGUCGACUGGGUGGUGAUCGAUUGCGAGCACGGCAAUAUCGACGGUGAGUUUCGGUUCAUGUCUAGCAAUUACUCCCCGAAAACUGAAACUGUGGAAAUAGACAGCGCUAUGCACGACGCAGUCCCUGCUGUUGCUGCGGCUGGUGCGUCUCCUAUAUCGCUUGAGAUCCUGGUACCUUUGCUUCGCACCGCUCAGGAAGCCAGAGAAAUCGUCAAAGCGGCCAAGUUCCCUCCUCAGGGCACACGUGGAUUUGGCUCUCCUUACGCAAUGGAGCGCUUCAGCCCCAUGCCUACGAUGACAGAGUAUCUUCAGCAGGCAAAUAGCAGUCUUCUUACUAUAGUCCAGAUCGAAACCCAGGAGGCCCUCGAUAACUUGGAGGAAAUCGCAGGUGUCGAUGGCGUCGAUGUCUUAUUCGUGGGACCAUUCGACUUAGGCAACAACAUCGGACAUCCUAUCAUCCAAGGCGUCGUCAAGGCAGAACUGAGAGAGGCGGUUGGGCGUGUGCUCAAGGUUAGCCACAAAUUUGGCAAGAAAUGUGGAAUCUACAGUACCUCCGGCACACAAGCGAGGCAAUAUGCCGAGGCUGGGUUCGACAUGAUCCAUGUGGCAACUGACUUUACAUCAUUGCAAUUUAUCAUGACGCAGGAGGUCAAUAUUGCUAGAGGAAUAGAGGGUACUGAAAAAGGCGGUAGCUAUUAA
Fusarium musae is the source of this 816-nucleotide messenger RNA. RefSeq lists its product as uncharacterized. The transcript is spliced from 3 exons. Bases 1 to 816 code for a protein of 271 amino acids. Gene Ontology annotation, cellular component: cytoplasm. Lineage: Eukaryota; Fungi; Ascomycota; Sordariomycetes; Hypocreales; Nectriaceae. Gene Ontology annotation, molecular function: aldehyde-lyase activity. The record is from RefSeq and is a predicted model, not a curated record.